Molecule: messenger RNA, 279 nt
Organism: Prunus armeniaca (apricot)
Lineage: Eukaryota; Viridiplantae; Streptophyta; Magnoliopsida; Rosales; Rosaceae
Source: the annotation of a GenBank genome assembly
AUGAAGCUGAAGCUGAGGGUGAAGAUGGAGCUGAAGCUAAGGAUGAAGAGGAAGGGAAAGUGCGAAGAUGCACACGAAUUACAUGAGAAAGUUCUAGAUGUUAUAUUUGAAAAUGGGGUUUUGGAAGAAUACGACACGCCUUCGAUUGAGGAGUUCACAGUGCUCUGUCUUCAAAUAAAUGGAGAUAGUUUCUUGAGGGUCAAACUUGAAAUUCCUUGGGGCAUCUUCCGACACUUAGUGGAUCAAGGGUUCAGAUUAAAGAUUGCAACGGUAACAUAG